AUGCGCGAGAACGAGCUCACCUCCCCCGUCUCCCUCACCAGGGAGAACAAGUUCAACCGCGCCGCUCAUGGGUGGGCGCGCCAGCCAAUCGUCGACACGUCCGGCAUCCACGACCGGAAGGACAACCUGUCCUGGGGCUCAAACAAGCGAUGGGAGUACUGGUGUGUCAUGACGCCCACCCACAUCCUCGCAUGUACCAUUGCAAGUCUCGACUUCCUGUCCUCUGCCGAGGUGUGGAUUUUCGACCGGGCGACAAACGAGGCUGUUUUGGCAAAGGGCGCCGCUGCGAUGGGAGACCAAGGGGCUCAGGCAGCAACGCUUCCAGCGCAAGUCGAAUCUGGACCGGCAACGUAUUCGGGUGGUGGGGUUGAGGUGUGCAUCGAACAGGUUGAGGGAGGGACGCGGAUCCGUGCUUCUGCCGAGGGUGGUGGAUUCGAUAUCUUGGCUGCCCGGCCUCUGGGACAUGAGCGAUUGGCGGUGGUGGUGCCAUGGAGCGACGACCUGUUCCAGUAUACUGUCAAAGACGUUUCGCGCCCCGCCUCGGGCACCGUCACUGUUGGAGGGGUCACUACGGAAUUGGAGGGGGAGAGCUGGGCGGUGCUGGACCAUGGGCGGGGGAGGUGGCCUUCGUCCAUCCAGUGGAAUUGGGGGGCUGGGUGCGGCCGGGCGACGGAUGGGCGCGCUGUUGGACUCCAGGUCGGCGAUAAGUGGACGGACGGCACAGGGAGUACGGAGAACUCGUUCCUGCUCAAUGGAAGGCUUUACAAGAUCUCGGAGAAACUCAAGUGGGAGUACGACCUCUCGGCACCACUUGAACGGUGGCGUGUCUAUGGUGCUGGGCUCAACGCAACCCUCACCCCGUUCUACGACAAGUUCUCCAAGACAGACGCUAAGAUCGUCAGGUCGCGGACCGACCAGUGCUUUGGUAUUUGGGAGGGGAGCUUCGACACUGGUUCCGAGGUCGUGCGGUUCACGGACGUCAUUGGGUUCGCGGAGGAUGUCGAGCGUAAGUGGUAG
Molecule: messenger RNA, 1017 nt
Organism: Cutaneotrichosporon cavernicola
Lineage: Eukaryota; Fungi; Basidiomycota; Tremellomycetes; Trichosporonales; Trichosporonaceae
Exons: 1
Coding region: 1-1017 (338 amino acids)
Source: RefSeq, a predicted model, not a curated record